This is a messenger RNA of Acipenser ruthenus (sterlet), 1522 nucleotides long. RefSeq names its product magnesium transporter NIPA1. Lineage: Eukaryota; Metazoa; Chordata; Actinopteri; Acipenseriformes; Acipenseridae. Gene Ontology annotation, cellular component: membrane. Gene Ontology annotation, biological process: magnesium ion transport. Bases 186 to 1130 code for a protein of 314 amino acids. The record is from RefSeq and is a predicted model, not a curated record. Gene Ontology annotation, molecular function: magnesium ion transmembrane transporter activity. The transcript has 5 exons.
CUGCUUGUGUCGUUAUAUACACAGAAGCAUUAUUCUUAUUGUGACGCGUUAGUUCACGUGUUCAUUGCAAGAAUGAAACUCUAGAAAAUACAACUUUUAUUUCAGGGGUGUAUAGUGGGCGGAAUAGCCAAAUAGCGUGAAUUACCUGUAUACUGUUAAUCGUAAUAAAUAACAAAGCUUGUAGGAUGACUUUAGACCCGAAGGAAAGCACGGGCAAUUCGUUGUCAGCUGGUUUAUGCAUUGCUGUGCUGUCCAGCUUUGUGAAUGGAUCAACGUUUGUCUUACAGAAAAAGGGGAUAUUACAAGCACAAAAGCGAGGAGUUUCAUACCUAACUGAAUGUGUGUGGUGGAGUGGAACACUAGCAAUGGUUCUGGGCCAGGUAGGGAAUUUCCUGGCGUACAACAUGGCUCCCGCUGCUUUAGUUACACCCCUUGGAGCACUCGGGGUCCCGUUUGGGUCUCUCCUGGCUUCCUACAUGCUGCAGGAGAAUCUCAAUGUUCUUGGGAAGCUGGGCUGUGUGUUAAGCUGUGCAGGUGCUGCUGUUCUGAUUAUCCACGCUCCCAAGUCUGAGAAUGUGAGCUCAAGGAUGGAGCUGGAAGAGAAGCUCGGAGAUCCAGUGUUCCUCGGCUACCUCUGUGUCAUCCUGCUGCUGCUGCUGCUGCUCAUCUUGUGGGUCGCCCCUGUGCACGGCCCCACUAACAUCAUGGUGUACAGCACUAUCUGUUCCUUGCUGGGCAGCUUCACCGUGCCGAGUAGCAAAGGCCUGGGGCUGGCUGCUCAGGACGUGUUCACUGGGGACCCCUCCAAUCAGAGAGCCCUGUGUCUCUUGGGGCUGCUAUUGGUCACCCUGGCAUCCAGUGUCCUCAUCCAGUUCACCUACAUUAACAAAGCACUGGAGCACUUCGACAGCUCUGUGUUCGGGGCUGUUUACUACGUGACGUUCACCACUCUCGUCACAUUGGCCACCGCCAUUCUCUUCAGGGAAUGGAGUGACGUGGGUGCUGUGGACUGCCUUGGCAUGCUGUGUGGCUUCGUCACAGUGUCUGUGGGAAUCGUUCUUCUGCAAGUAUUCAAGGAAUUCACUUGGAGUUGGAAUGAUGUAAAUAAAGCUCCUCGUAAGAAAGACUGAACACUUGCAGUACAUGCUUCUCCAGUGGUGCAGACGCUUUCACCAUGUGUCCGUUGUUUUUAAUCAUUGCACAUUGUUUGCACACCUAAUAUGUACAUUCCAGAGUCACAGUAGAGGAACCAAAUACUGUAUCUUGCACAGCACUGACUAAACAGACUUAACUAUGCUAUAACUAUAUUUUUAUGUUUUUAUGUUGUUUUUUUGGUGUUUUGUUAAUAGCUAUGUUUAAAACAUAUGAUUUCUCUGGUGUUUUGUGGUCAGAUUUAUAAUACAUUUAAAAUGACAGCUAUUUGUUAGGUUUGGAAAAAAAAGCAUUCACGCAGGUUAAAAUGUCUUGAGAAAAGCUCAUGGUACUGUAUGUAAUAUAUUUAAAGUAAAGGGAUUAAAAUGGU